Molecule: messenger RNA, 6803 nt
Organism: Uloborus diversus
Lineage: Eukaryota; Metazoa; Arthropoda; Arachnida; Araneae; Uloboridae
Product: ATP-dependent 6-phosphofructokinase-like
Exons: 21
Coding region: 205-2634 (809 amino acids)
Biological process (GO): canonical glycolysis; fructose 1,6-bisphosphate metabolic process; fructose 6-phosphate metabolic process
Cellular component (GO): cytoplasm; 6-phosphofructokinase complex
Molecular function (GO): ATP binding; 6-phosphofructokinase activity; identical protein binding
Source: RefSeq, a predicted model, not a curated record
GAAAAACGAAAGCCCUUUAAUUUUGGAUGUUGAGGAGAUGUUGAGUUGAAGGGCGAAAGGGACGAGAGGACGAAGAGGAAGAUCAGUGAUCUUUGAUGUGGGAGAAGAAAGCAGUGAGCACUAGAAGAAACUUUUUAACUGAUGUGAUGAUUGCAUGAGAUUCCUCUUCUAAUCUUCUCAACACUAAAGGAUUGGCUAUUUACAAUGGAUGACCUUCCAGAUAAUUUGGAAUCAACCUACGAUAGAAUUCCAGUCAAGAUGGAACCUGUUAGCCGGGAAGGGAUAUCUGUGGCACAUGGAGCUCAAAAGGGCAAAGUUAUUGGUGUUUUUACAAGUGGAGGCGAUUCCCAAGGUAUGAAUGCUGCUGUCAGAGCAGUUGUAAGAAUGGGAUUGUAUCUUGGCUGCCGAGUGUAUUUCAUUAAAGAAGGCUACCAAGGUAUGGUGGAUGGUGGUGAUCAUAUUAUAGAAGCUACAUGGGCCAGUGUUUCAAGUAUUAUUCAUAAAGGUGGAACUGUUAUUGGCAGUGCAAGAUGUUCAGAUUUCAGGGAACGAGAAGGGCGAUUAAAAGCUGCUCUUAAUCUUGUACGAAAUGGUAUUACUAAUUUAGUUGUGAUUGGUGGAGAUGGCAGUUUAACUGGAGCAAACCAGUUUCGACAGGACUGGUCUACUCUGCUAGAUGAUCUAGUCACGAGUGGGCAAAUAACUGGAGAAAUGAAAAAGCAGUGUAAUUCACUAAAUAUUGUUGGAAUGGUUGGCUCUAUUGAUAAUGAUUUCUGUGGUACUGAUAUGACAAUCGGCACUGAUUCUGCUCUUCACCGAAUUAUUGAAGCUAUAGAUGCAAUUGUUACCACUGCAUCAAGUCAUCAGCGAACAUUUAUUCUGGAAGUAAUGGGGAGACAUUGCGGCUAUUUAGCUCUUGUUGGUGCUCUGGCAAGUGAAGCAGAUUUUGUUUUCAUACCUGAGUGGCCACCUGAAUCUAACUGGCCUGAAACUAUGUGUGAAAAACUUAAAAUGGAACGCGAAACAGGUCAAAGAUUAAACAUUAUUCUAGUUGCUGAAGGUGCUAUGGAUAGAGAAGGCAAAGCUAUUACUGCUGAACUGGUGAAAACAAUUAUUGUCGAUAACCUUCAACAAGAUACAAGAGUUACUGUCCUGGGUCAUGUUCAAAGAGGAGGCAGUCCUUCAGCGUUUGAUCGAAUUUUGGGAUCUAGAAUGGGUGCCGAAGCAGUUUUAGCUUUGCUUGAAGCAACACCUGGAUCAGAAGCUGUUGUAGUAUCAUUAGAUGGUAAUCAGUCAGUUCGUGUUCCUUUGAUGGAAUGUGUAAUGAAGACAAAAUCUGUUGCAGAAGCUAUGGCAAAUAAAAAGUGGGAAGAUGCUGUAAAUUUGCGUGGAAGGAGCUUUGCUAGUAAUUUGUUGACUUAUAAAAUGUUAACAAGGCUGAAACCUCCUGAAGGUGCACUUGAUGCUUCUGGACUUGCAAAAGCCAAAAAAGUGUAUGCUGUCAUGCAUGUGGGAGCUCCUUGCUGUGGCAUGAAUGCUGUUGUUCGUUCUUUUGUACGAGCUAUCAUGUUUAAAGGAGAUACUGUAUUAGGAAUCCAUGAAGGUUUUGAUGGUUUAAUUUCUGACAAUAUUCAAGAAAUGCAAUGGGCAGAAGUGGCUGGUUGGGUUGGACAAGGAGGUGCAUUUCUAGGCACGAAAAGGACUCUGCCUGAAAAAGUUAUGGAUCAAGUUGUUGCACAGCUUAAAAAAUAUAAAAUUCAAGGUCUUUUAGUGGCUGGAGGUUUUGAAGCAUAUCAUUCUGUUUUACAAAUGGCUGACCAAAGAAGCAAGUAUCCUGAAUUGUGUAUUCCUAUGAUUGUAAUUCCAGCAACAAUAAGCAAUAAUGUGCCUGGAACAGACUUCUCUCUUGGUUCAGACACUGCUUUAAAUGAAAUUACAGAGAUUUGUGACCGUAUUCGACAAAGUGCUCAAGGCACAAAAAGAAGAGUAUUUGUAGUUGAAACGAUGGGUGGCUAUUGUGGGUACUUAGCUACAGUAGCUGGUCUUGCAGGAGGUGCUGAUGCUUCAUACAUUUUUGAAGAGCAUUUUUCCAUCAAAGAUUUGAUUGGCGAUGUGUAUCAUAUGCAGGCAAAAAUGGCUGAGGGUAUUCAAAGGGGCCUUAUAUUGAGAAAUGAAAUGGCUAACAGCAAUUAUACUACAGAUUUCAUUUUUCGGUUGUACUCAGAAGAAGGAAAAGAUAUAUUCAGUACAAGGAUGAACAUUUUGGGCCAUAUGCAACAGGGAGGUUGCCCUUCCCCAUUUGAUCGUAAUUUUGGAACCAAGCUAGCUGCAAAAGCAGCAGAUUGGUUAAUUAAACAAGUGGAAGCUAAUGUCAAAUGUGAUGCACCUGAAACUGCUGUUUUAUUAGGUCUUGUAAAGAGACAAUACAAUUUCACUCCUGUUCAAAAUCUCAGGCAAGAAACAGAUUUUAGGUAUCGCAUUCCUAAGCAUCAAUGGUGGUUGCACUUGAGAGCCCUUCUUCGAGCCUUAGGGACCCCAGUGUCUUAUCUUGUAAAAUCGGGCAUUACCCCUUCAUUGGCUGAUGUAGAAAAGCCAGUAGAAGAACAUGUUGAUGAAGUUGCUGCUAAUCAGUGAAAUAGUUUUGGGGAAAGAUUUAAUAUACUAAUAUAUUGUUCUUUUUACUUUGAGAUACAGUGAAGGUUAUUGAUUUUGGUAUCUUGAUGUAAUUUCAAUUCCUCCAAAAUCAUUUAUUUAAGCUUGAAAAAUGUAGAGGAUAUAGAUACAUCUUAAUAUUUUAAAACUUAUUUUGAUGUAAAAAUUCUGAAUCUCCAUGUUAAAUAUUUCAACUAAGUUUUUUGCUUUUAAAAUUGUCUUUUUAAAAUGUGAGUUUAUACAUGCAUCAAUUCUUUUGUGAGUGUUUAGUAUCACAUACUUUACUGCUAUUCUAUCUUAUAGAAUUUUUUGAGUCUUUGAAAAUAUAUAUGCAAAUGCAAUCAAAGUAUUAUACUUUUCUCAUGGGAUGUUUUUCACUUUGUUGCUCUUUGUUUCUUUAUGUGCAUAUGUCUUUUUAUUGUGCAAUCCAUCAAAUUCACUUUUUUCCUAUAUGUUUUUUUUCAUGUAGUGUAAAGAGAAUGUUUCUUUGUUUAAUUUGCACUUUUAGUGCUUCAUAGAUUUGUUUGUUUUAAAUAUUUCUGUUUGUGAUAAAAGUUGAAUCAGUUGAAGAAUUAGAAAUCAUGUACUGAACAAAUUUUAUUUUAAUUUUGUGAGAGAAAAAAAGGAGCAGAGCUGUUGUAUACUGUGCUGUGAUAUUUUUUUUAGAGAUAAAUGAAACUUAUGACUGGUAUUUUGUAAUAAAAAUGUGUGAAAAGUUUUUGAAACUCAAAAUAUUACAAGAAAAAGUACUAUUUUUUAAACCUUUUUUUCUGUACUUUGAAAUAAUUAGAUUUAUAAUUAUAAUUUAUUGAAAUGUUUAAAAAAGUCUUUCUCUGUUAUUAGUUGUUACUGUCAACUGUCCAGUUCUAACUUUAAAAAAUUUAAUUCGAAUUAAAAUUUAGAAAAAAAAUUUCUCUCUCUCUCUUUUAACUAAAAGUUAAGUGUUUACAGAGAACCUCAUGAAACACACAUAUUUUGGGAAAAGUUGUUUGUCUAAAUAUUGUCCUGUAGGAAGGGAGAUUAGAUCUAGUCUGUUUUUAAAGAUACUUGUUAUGAGUAGGAGGUAUUAUGAUUUUCUUUCUUGCUAUCCCUAUGCCUGUUGUUAUCCCAAAAUGAAAGUUUGUAGUUUCUGCAUUGUUAUUUAAUUUGUGAUACUGUUUACAUACAAUUGGAAUCCAAUCAAGUAUUAAUCCCAGUUGUAGGUUGUAUGUUGUUUACCUUUCAUAGAUCUCAAUUUGUAAUUGAAAUAAUGUUACUGUACUCUCCCAAAGAUGUUUCAUUAUUGUACUUUAGUAUUUCAGUCGUUUGCGUUAUUGAAAACUUUCAUCUAUCUUAUUUACAAAAAUUAAUUAUUAUUUGUUAAAACAAAAAAACUAACAUUUAAUAAUGUGCUGUGAAAAUAAUUGUUGUAUUUUUAACUUCUCUAACUCUUCUAAACUUGUUUGGUGCUAGAUAUCUUCCAAGUUUGUUUUGCAAGUUUAGAUAAAUAUUGAAGGCCUUUUUUUUUCUUCUGCAUAUAUAUAAAGGACAAAAUACUUGUUCUGUUUUAGGGAAGGAAAUUUCUUUGAAGUUGCUUCAAAUUUCCGUUUCCUUAUCCAAAUUUUAAAAGUUCUAUCAUUAGUUAGAGACCUGUUUUGCUUAAUUCAAAAACUUCUUCUGUAAUUUUUCCCAUUUCCCAAUUGUUGCAUGAUUUUAAAAAAGACCUAGAUGAACGAUUGUACUACAGUUGUGCCUUGGUUUUCGCUGAAGUCAAUUGUAAGAAGAAUUCCAAAAUUCUUAUUUCUUUUCAUGUAAUGUUUGUUAUUAGUUAGUUUUUUUUUAUCUUGGAUAGUUUUAAAAAGCAAUGCUGGGAGGGAGCUCACUGGAUGUUAAUCUGCAAUACCAUGCUGCGCCAAUGUGUAACAAGAUCGUAGCUAAUGGGAUAUAUUUUGAUAACGAUUUAUGUGGGAGCAUUUUUAUUUGCAUUUUGUAUUUCAGUCAAGCUUUUUUGUAAAAUAAAGUUGAUUUUACAUAGUAUUUUAUCUUUCCUGAUGGUCACAGUGCAAUUGCAAUGUCAUGAUCAAGUUUCUGACCCCCAAUUCCUGUCUGAUUUAGGCGUGAACUUUUGAACUUCCCUGUAUAAAAAAAUUUCCUACACUUAUAAUGUACUGUGUAAGCACUCAUUUUUGUGAGCCGUAAUUUUUGGGAAGUCGAAGAUAUGUAUCAAUGUUUCCCCAAGCUAAACAUUUUGCGAAUUUGAAAUGAACAGCAUCGAAAGUUGGUUAAAAAAAAAAAAUCCAAGGCUUAAGUUUUUGCAACUACGGCAGGCUCUCAAAAAUAAGUGUUGUUACAAUUCGUAAAUUAAACUCUAAUAACUUUUUUUACAAAAUAGCUUAAGAUUUCAAUAUUCAUAUUGAAUUGUUAAACAUAUAUUUAAAAAUAUUUUUUUCAUUCUUAAAAGUUUCAGCGAUUGUUUCUAUUUGACAUGCAAUUUGUUGUGUAAAAUUGUUUUAAUAUAUUGUAAAAAUUAAAAUUUUUUUUUCAGCCAUGAAUUACCUUUGAAACAAUGGUGGUUGCGGCUCAGACUUCUAAGCAAAUCUCUUGCUGGCUUUAUUUAAACUUUGUGCAAAAAAUCUGAGCCAUAUAAAAAGUUUUAAAAGACAUUUGUGCCUUAACUAUAAAUUAUUUUAAAUGUUCGAUUUCUGAUAGAGCUGAAAUAAAUUCUUCUCAUUCAAGAAAAUUCAAGUAAAAUUUUCGUUUUUUUUUUUACUUGAAGUGCACAACAUUUUUAAAGAGCGUCAACACUACUUUUAUGAAACAACUUUUUAAAAAAUAAGUUUGCAAAGAGUUAGUUCUGGUUGAAAUUAUUUGCUUUGUCUAAUGUUGCAACUUGAUGAUUGUUUUCCUGUUGUAUACCAGAAAUGUUUACAGCAUUUGGAAUUCCAAUCGGCAGAAAAAACAGGUAAGUAAUGGGGAAACUAAAGUGAAAAGUUUUUUUUCAUGCUACAACAAGCAAGAUAAGAUUUUUGUUUUGAUUUUUUAUUUUUGUAAAAUACUCUAGGGGACCCUGUGACCUUUCCCCUCUUUGUAGGUAUAAGGGUUAAUAUUUAGACUGAUGUAGGACUAAUGACUAAGUGGUUAAAUUACAACUCAAACAUGCUCAUAUUAUGAAAAAUCAGAAAGUUCCAUUAUGUAAAUCAUGUCCGUAUUAUUCAGUUUAUUGAACAACAGACUACAAGAGGGAUAACACAGGUCCCCUCUGUCUUUCUAGUGUCAAAUGAAAUGUAAUGUCCUUAGUAUUGAGUUGUGAUUUUUUUUAUCCUUAACCGUACAAUAUGAAUAUUUGUUUUUGAAAACUGAAAGUACCUCGUUAUGAUCAUAGCUGGUGAAAUGGUUAAACUAAAAUAUUAAUUUCACAAUAAAACUAGGAGUACAAGUAAUCUUUCUUUAACUAUUUUAUAGUUUUGUUGUGUUGUGCAAUCAAUUUACGUUUUGGAUAUUUUUGAUCAACUUUUUAUUGCCCUAGUCAGUGUUUACUUGUGUUUUUAGUUUUUAAUGAUGUUGUUGUUUUGCGGUUCUGUUUGCUAUUGAAUCAUUUAAUCCAAUCUGUUGUUUUGAUUUUUUUUUUUUUUAUUUAUCUUGAACUGCAGUUAUUUCAAAAUAGUCAUUGUUUUAUAAGUUUUUGAACAGAAAGUUUAUACUAUUGUUACUUUUAUGACUGAUAGUCGAGUUAGAAAAGUAUAUUCUCUUUUGUCAUACAAAAGAUGCUUUAAAUACCGGACACCAUAAAUGUUAGUAAAAAGCUUUAUAUAUUUUAAUGUUUUGUGAUUUUUAAAAUAAACAGUUUUUACAUUUAAAUAAAGAAAUGCUUUAAACUUAUAAAUGGUAUAGUUUGCACAAAAUUUUAUUUUCUUUUGUCUAUUUGCUAUUAUUUAGAUAAGAUCAAAUAAGCAAUAAUUACACUUAAAUUACUCCUUAAUUUACAUGAAUUUAUAUUCGCGAUGUUGCUAUAAUUGAUGAAUACAGAUGUACUUUUCAUGCUCAUAAUUAUUCAGUUACUAGAUUGAUCUGAAAAAAAAGGCACAAGGAUCGAAAGUGUACUCAGUUCUUUUUGAAGUGAAGCUAUUAAAUACAUGUAUUUAUUGUUGAACAAUAAAAAGGUUGCUGAAGAA